AUGGCAACGAAACGGGAAUCUGACUACGACGACGAAGAUGACAACGACGACAACGUCUAUAUAAACGAGGAGACUGAAUUGGGUCACGGGAACGUGCUUGUUCAGCGAGCUCCAGAAGAACGAAUAGUGCCACCAUUGAAUUUUUGUCCCGUCGAGAGACAUCUAUACCGAUCUGGACAACCUUCGCCAGUAAAUUUCGCAUUUUUGUUGGAUCUGAACCUGAAGACUAUCAUAUGGCUUGCAAAUGAGGAACCGCAGGACACGCUCUUGGAAUUCUGCGAUAAACACGAAAUUCAGCUUCAGUUCGCGACGAUCAAUCCUGACGGAGGCGAGGACGACAAUCCCUGGGACGGACUUACAGAGCAUUCUAUUAUAAACGCGCUCCAGACCAUUGUGCGUGCAGACAAUUACCCGUUGCUGGUGUGCUGUGGUAUGGGCAGACACAGAACAGGUACCGUGAUUGGAUGUCUUCGCCGAAUUAUGGGCUGGAAUUUAGCAAGUGUUUCCGAGGAGUACAGAAGAUUUACAGGAAGCAGAGGUGGCAGGAUCUUAGUGGAACUACUGAUAGAAGCGUUCGAUACGCACUUAGUCGAAAUCGAGUCCGACAAAGCGCCUCAAUGGCUUUUGACUGCAUUACAAUGA
Molecule: messenger RNA, 642 nt
Organism: Lachancea mirantina
Lineage: Eukaryota; Fungi; Ascomycota; Saccharomycetes; Saccharomycetales; Saccharomycetaceae
Source: the annotation of a GenBank genome assembly